This is a messenger RNA of Lytechinus pictus (painted urchin), 2425 nucleotides long. RefSeq lists its product as uncharacterized. The record is from RefSeq and is a predicted model, not a curated record. NCBI's taxonomy places the organism in Eukaryota, Metazoa, Echinodermata, Echinoidea, Temnopleuroida, Toxopneustidae. The coding region runs from base 323 to 922 and encodes 199 amino acids. The transcript has 7 exons.
AGAACUGAAAUACAACUCAAUCUAUAUGGAAUAGGAUUCUAAUGGUGCCAAAUGUAUAUCGCUUGUAUUCAAAUUCGAAAUCAAGAUUGCAUUACUAGCAUUGAUUGUAUGCAUCGUAAUUGCAUUGUGGCGAGAUAUAAGCAUCUAAUUUUGGCAAGGGCUCAACCGAGCUGGCAGAAAAGUACUGCAUUCAUAAAACUGUUUGCCAAUCAUUACUUCAGAUUCGAAGAUACUUGAAGAGAGGACCUCCUUUAUCCACGGCGCUGCAUCUUUAUCUUGUAUUCAAUUUUCUUGGACAAGACAAUCUUUAAAGUAUUUAAAAAUGGCGAUCAUCAUGAAGAGUUGUUGUUGCUUUGAAACGAUUGAGAAGGGAACGGUGGCUUCAGCUAUUUACUCUAUGUUGACAUCUAUCAUCGCAUUCGGAUGGGUAACAUACAGGAUUCAACCUCUUCAAACAUUAUUUCAAGAUAUGGAAGGGGAUCAUGAGAUGCACAUCCGAGCUAUUUAUAUUUCCUAUAUGGUAGCUGUCAUCUUAACUAUCUCUUUGGUCGCUUCGGCUAUGAUUCUUCUUAUAGGAACCAUAAAGGGUAAACGUUUCUUUAUGAUACCUUUCCUCAUCAUCAUCUUGAUCACCAUCGUCCUUCAAGUGCCCUUCACAAUCUUCUUGCUCUGUCAUUUUGUUAAGACCAACUUUGUGAAUCUAACUAUUCUGGUACACGUACUUUUCAACGUACCUCUCGUCUUUUUAAAUAUUGCAAGUUUUUUCUGUGUGAUCGCGAGGUUUCAGCAGUUAUCAUUCGAACCUGAAGAUUCAUCCGACUCUGACAUCGAAAGCCUGGAUGAAAUCAAGAUUGAAAACUUUAAUCGUCUCAGGAGAGAAUCUCAACAUAUAACGAUCUUAAAGAUACACACCACUGUUUGAGGCACCCUCGGUUUAUUGGCAGACAGACGCUCAUUUCGGAUAAUUCAGUGACGUUCUUGAAUGACGACUGAUUAUAGCAAGACAACAAAAACGAUGAUUACAGCCAUGAUGACGGCGACGAACGUGAUGAUGAUGUUGAUGAUGAUGAUGAUGAUGAUAAUGAUAAUUGGCAAAACAUAUACGUGAUGAACUUUUCGCGAGAUAUUGAAAUCUCAAACAAUUUAUUAGAAAUACUUUUAUUAUAAAAAAAGUAAUCAUAAUUCCUAAAGUGAAGUUAUGUGACUAAUAAUAGACAUUCAAAAGAUGUGACGUCAAUGCAAUACAUGUUUUUCUUUGGGAAAUAUGCUGGUUCGUAUCUUCCAAUGUAAUUCUCUUUUGCGCUCUCUCUUGCUCUUCCCCCAUCUGCUGCGCGCACUCCCCGUUUCUCCUUCCCCCUCUCUCGCUUUCUCUCUCACUUGACACUAUUUUUAUUAUGAUAUUCAAAAUUAGUCUGAAUUAUUUAAUGUAUUGAAUAAUGUGAUGAUUGCGAUUGGGCAAAUAUCAUGAGCAUGCUAUACAUACCGUCUUUGCGCUGUUGCUUCCACUGCCAUUUUAAAUCAUGUUAUUUCUUAGUAUAUAUAACCAUACGACACUGGCCUGAUGUUUAGGAUUACAUUUUGGCAUGGAUGCUCUGAAUUUAGGCAUAUAAAUAUGCAUCAUGUAUUAAAAAAUAUGCAGAUAAUGAUGCAGAUGUUUCCUAAUACAUUAGUCAGGAACUAUUUCUGGAGGGUCCAAUAUUUAACCCUUCACAUUCAUUGCCCUUAUUAUUAUGCUUGAUGAGUGCAUUAUGAAGGCCAAUGUUGUCGUAAAUAAUAUUUAUAUUGUAAUUAUAAUAUAUAAGAAAUAUUUCAUUGAAAUAAAUAUUCAUAUCUUGUUUAGACACGAUGUUACUUUUUUUCAAAUUGCAGCUUUACUGCCCUAACCCAACGUAUUAGUAUUGAAAAAAUGUGCUUUUAGUCUUGUAGAAAUAUUGCGAUGAAAAAUAAUAUAUUUGUCUUGAUAACAUGUUUAUAUUAUCCAUUAACAUUCAUGAUGAAUGAUAGCAUAUUGGUCUUUUUUUAGCAUUUUGUGCAGCUUACUCUGGUAAAAGUGCUUUAUAAGCCAUUUAGUUUUUAUCCAAGUGUGUAUUGAUUGUGUAUAAAUAUGUAUGGAUGUGUAAUCAUAAGUUAUAUUGAAUGAAUAUAUAUUUUUCAAUGUCCCUUUAAAUAAGUUACUAGUAUUAUCCAUUUAAAAAAGAGAACUGUGCUGCCUCAUCAGUUGAAAGUAUUAUACACAAAUGCCUCGUAUUUUUCGUAGCUGUUACUUCAUUUAAUAAAAUGAUCUGAAUGUAUGUGCAUUAAAAAAACUUAUCAUGUAAAUAUACCAUUUAUAUACCUAUUCAUUGUGAAUAUGUAAAUAUACUGUCUCUAUAAGAGGCAAGUUUUAGUUUAUAAACUGUAAAUAAUAAAAUGAAAACAAUGCCUC